AUGUCUUCAUCGUGUUUGAAUGGCACAAGCACUGAAAUCAGGGCCGACAUAAUUAUCGUCGGGGCUGGAUUCAGUGGAUGUUACGCACUCCAUAAACUACGACUGAUGGGAUACACGGUGAAAAUUCUCGAGGCUUCUACAGGCUUCGGCGGGGUCUGGAGAAUCAAUCACUACCCAGGAGCGAGGGUUGACACAGAAACACCAGUGUAUCAAUUGCGCCUGCCAGAAGUCUGGCAAGACUUCAACUUCUCGGAGCGCUAUCCUGACCAUGUUGAGCUGCGAAAAUACUUUGACCACCUGGACAAGGUGCUUGACCUUCGGAAAGAUACCUAUUUCAACACUAGAGUCGAGGAAGUUAAAUACGACCUGGGAAAAAAAACGUGGAGCUUUAGGGCCAACGGAUUAAAUGCUACAUCCACUUACGCAGUCUUUGCAGUGGGAGCAUCUUGUGACCCAUACAUUCCGGACUGGCCGGGAAGGUCCAAUUUCAAAGGCCAGUUGAUCCAUCCGGCCUCUUGGCCCGAAGACUUUGACCCGCAAGGCAAGAAGAUUGGUGUUAUUGGGCAAGGAGCAUCUGGACUGCAGAUUGUACAGGAACUGGCUAAGGAGGGCUGCGAACUUUCAGUCUUCAUCCGUACCCCUUCGACGUGUUUUCCUAUGAAUCAGAAGGCUAUAUCUAUUGAUGAAUCGGAUCAUAUGAAAAGUUAUUACGACGCGAUUCUUGGCUUCGCAAAACACAAUACGGAAGCUGGAUAUCCUUUCAACUUGAACCAAAGCGAUUGGACAAAUGCGACUGAGGAAGAGCGACAACGCGUUUAUGAAUGGCUUUGGCAUCGAGGCGGGUUUGUCUUCCUAUGUUCCAAUUAUCCCGAAAUCAGUCUGAACAAGGCCGCAAACGCCAGUGCAUACAAAUUUUGGGCCCAAAAGGUAAGGGAAAGAAUCAGGGAUCCUGUCAAAAGAGAGAUUCUGGCCCCUAAAAAACAGCAAUACUGGCUCGGCACGAAGAGACCCAGUCUAGAGCAAGACUACUACGAAUCCGUAGACAGAUCCAAUGUCACCUUGAUUGACCUUAAGGAGACACCUAUUCGAGAGUUCACCGCCGAGGGCAUUGUUACAGGAAACGAACAUACUAGUAAGCUUACGGAAUUGGAUAUUGUAGUUGUAGCAACGGGCUACGACAACCUUACGGGUAGCCUUUUCAAAAUGAACAUCCAUAGCAAAGACGGCGUCAAACUUCAAGACAAAUGGAAAAAUGGAAUCAGCACGCAUCUAGGCAUGACGGUGCCCGGGUUCCCAAACGCAUUCUUCCUGUAUGCACCACAGGCACCGAGUUCGCUUGCUAAUGGACCACCCUUUAUCGAGUUGCAGGUGGACUGGGUGACACAACUUCUUGAAAAGCUUCGCAACGAGAACAUCGAGUCGAUUGAAGCGUCUGAGAAGGCUGGGGAGAUUUGGAAGGAACUUGUCUGGAGCCAUUACGGAACGACACUAUCCACUGAGACUGAUUCAUGGUGGGUCUCUAUUUAA
Molecule: messenger RNA, 1527 nt
Organism: Bipolaris sorokiniana ND90Pr
Lineage: Eukaryota; Fungi; Ascomycota; Dothideomycetes; Pleosporales; Pleosporaceae
Exons: 2
Coding region: 1-1527 (508 amino acids)
Molecular function (GO): NADP binding; N,N-dimethylaniline monooxygenase activity; flavin adenine dinucleotide binding
Source: RefSeq, a predicted model, not a curated record